GAAGACUUCACGCUGGGCUUCAGUACGCUGCCUGUAUGAACAUCUCAACUGUGUUUUAUAAUGUCUCCAUCGCGUUUAUGCUCAUAAACCACCAAUAGCAACAAUGGAGCUGGAGUGGGAGGACCACGCAGCCCCUGAGGGUCCCUUCUUCACCAAAGAUAUUUAUGACAAAUACUCACUUGCCCCUAAUGUCAGAGAACUGUGGGCCUUUCUCCAAAGUGAUGUAGAGCCGACAAAAACCUGCUCCUCUGAAGCUGCAGAGUGUAAAGACAGCAGCCGAGCGUCCGGUUGGGAGAGCUGCGAUUCUGACGAUCCGUGUGCCGAAAGCGACGACGGCGACAACAGUGAGGAUGCUAAGAACUCACAUGGAAACCAGAAGCAGAACAAAACUGAGGCUGAUGCCGCUUUCCCUCAACCCAGGCUGCCGUAUCCGUGCAUGUCUAGCCUCUCCAGCAAAGAGCACAACAUAUAUCUCGGCUUUUUGACGAGCAAAAAAAAGAGCGAUCCCCCACAGGGCUUACAGAAACGUGUAAACGACGAAGUGAUGCAGUUCACGAGGUACCUGCAAGAUGUGGCGAAAAUAUGUGCUGACGACUACAACUUCAUAUCACAGGGAGCCAUGCAAUAUUCAGAGGAUUGUUUGAGGGCCUGUUUGGAGCACGUCAGGACGCUUCCUCAGCUCUACCAGAUCCACGAGAUGACCAGCCUGACCGGGGGCACGUUCAACCCAGAGCUCGCGCUGACCUUUGAAAAGCAGCUUUUAACCCUGGGCAGCGUGAAUAUUACAGACCACCAGAUCGUGUCUGCUGAUGCACAGCUUGCAUCGGAUUAUCAGAGUGUUUCAUCAGAGAAUCCUCCAGCUAAAAAAGCUAAGGACAUGCAUGCUACGAUCAGCGAUGACGGGAAUGCAGAGAAGCUGUGCGCCCGCUAUGAGCCUCACGUCUGUCUGUCUCGGGACGCCCUGGUCAGGCUGCUGGACAACCACGGCCCUGACUUCGUGGAGCAGUGGGAACUGCCUGUGUGCGUCAAAUUAAACCAUGGAAAGGGCAGUAAUCAGAAGAAGACUGUGUUUAUAGAUUCACCUCUGCUGAAAACUGAAAUGACAGUGAGAGAGAGGAGCCAUAUUUUCCACGAGGAGAGUCUGAAGCUUUCUUUCCGGAAGAAUGGAAUCAAAAAAAUGUUUCAUUUACUGACAGAAUUACCUACGAAUGAGUGCCAGCACUCUCAGGAAAAACCCAGAAGAAACUGUGGGCCUCUGAAAGACGGCAUUGACUUUGAGGUGGACAUCACUGAGCUGGAGACAUUUGGGGAGUCGACGUCUGCUAAACCGAUGCAGGAGAAGCAGGAUCAUAGCGUUAAGAGCAAACAGCUCACCAGUCCCCCGCUGUCGAGGACGACUGGCGAUGUGAGCGGACGUCCUGUGAGUGAGUUCAGUACUGCGCAGGAAGGUAGUUACAGCACUUCCACAAGCUCCGAAGAUCUGGCAACGACGGUAACUCAGCCCACUGUGGAUGACGCUGCUGAACCCAAGACCGAGCGGGCGGGGCGAGAGUGCGUUCAGGAAACCGAAGACGACUCGGACGAUGAAAAACUAGUUAUUGAUGAUUGCGCGUCUGCAGCGUCGAGAAGACAGCCGAAGUCGCCGGCGGGUGACGGUCCGCCCGUCACUCAGCCCGGCCCUGGAACCCCGGAUUCUCCUCCUCCUCCCCGCGGAGCCGCACCGGGCAGGCGUCAGUCCAGAACGCCGAAGGUCCCGGGAGACCAGCUGAGCGAGAUCCUGCGCAUGCAGACGGCCAUGCUCAAGUCCUCCAGCGACACCGCCAAGCCCUCUCCCGCGUCGCCCGCUCGGCGAGCCGAGCCCGUAGUUCACUCUCAUCCUACAUCCCUGGUCAAACCCUGCGUGUCGUCAUACUUGGAGAGAAAUCAGAACGAGGAGGAAAACUCCUCUGCUGUCUCUCAUGAAUCUUCACUUGUCAACCCAAACACCACCGAACACAAGAGAAUCCUCUCACAAGAUCUGCAGGAAACUGCCGAAGAUGAACAAGAUUACGAGGCUCCUGUGGAAGGCAACCUGCUCUACAAGCUCUACAGCCUCCAAAACAUGCUGCUGAUGGUGCGCAGCUCCAUUUCACUCACCCACAGCAGGAGAGUGGGCAGCAGCCAAAACCAGUUUGUGCCAGUGCACGUCUUGCCAAAACUGGAGUACCAGCUGAGUUACGGCGUGGAGUGUUUAACCAACGGUGAGGUGUGCCAGCUGUGGACGGAAACGCUGCUCCACUCCUCCACGCUGCCUUACAUCGCUCACAUCAAUGCGCACACAUCAAAAGUCGCUCUGCUGAGGAAGCUGCCUGACGACUGGAAGCAGAGCAUCUCCAGUGGGUUCAAGCUAUCCAAGUCACUGAAUAUACUGCACCACCUACUGAAAAAGCUCACUGGGCUGGACGAAGGACGGUACCUGAUGGUGCACAAAGCCAGGGAGCCGUUCGUGACCCUGCUGAGAGCGGCCGAUGGGAAAGCCAGCCGCGGGCUGUACAGCCUGCAGCAGGUGCACCCGUCCACCCCUCAGCCCCCGGCGUCCGGCCUGCUGCCCUGGGUUCCUGUCAGUCCGGCGGUGGUCCUGAGCUUCCACCAGAAACACGGCCGGGUGCCCUGCACCUUCCCUCCCAGACAGUCCCCAAAGACGGGGAAAGAUGGCUCCAGUAACGCAGCGUCCGGGCCGAAGAGCGACCUGAAUACACAAGGGAAGAAGAAGAAGAAGAAGAAGCAGAAAAACCGUGCAGCCAAACGUCAAAAGUAUAUUAAUAAGCUCGUUCAGAAGUCUGUUUAAGAUGGGAGUCGGUGGAGCAGCUGCACCUGUAUCGCUGAGGAAAUGAAACAAUAACAGGAGUGUUGUGUCAGGAAAUACCUUUGAAUAUGUGAUCAUGAAGCACUUUAAGAAAUAGAAUGUCUACUUUCUAUUUUGUCCACAGUUUCUUUUUUUGUUGUGAUAAAGAGAAAAUAAAGUUUCUUGAUUUCUA
Salarias fasciatus (jewelled blenny) is the source of this 3017-nucleotide messenger RNA. RefSeq names its product interactor of little elongator complex ELL subunit 2 (gene ice2). NCBI's taxonomy places the organism in Eukaryota, Metazoa, Chordata, Actinopteri, Blenniiformes, Blenniidae. Bases 104 to 2827 code for a protein of 907 amino acids. Gene Ontology annotation, biological process: snRNA transcription by RNA polymerase II; snRNA transcription by RNA polymerase III; positive regulation of transcription by RNA polymerase III. Gene Ontology annotation, cellular component: transcription elongation factor complex. The record is from RefSeq and is a predicted model, not a curated record. The transcript is spliced from 15 exons.